AAAUAUUUUACGUUAUUGGAAGGAAUAUCUAUCACAUGGCUUGAAUGAUGAAGUUAUAAAUUCGAGAAACACACAAUGCGAAAAACAGCAUUAUGUUUGCAUAUCUUUUUUAAGGAGUUGCGAGUGAUUUUUUAUCAUUCUAUCAUUUAGUUUAGUUUGCUGAGCAUAAUGACGUUGUUUAUUUUCAUUCUCUUAAAAUUGUAGAGGAACUAUGAGGCGAACAAACUCAGGUAUUGGUGUUAACAGAGGCCCCUGGACACCUGCUGUAGAUGAAAGACACUGGAAUUCUAUUUCUGAUAAAGCAGGUUUGCAACGAACUGGAAAGAGUUGCAGACUCAGGUGGAUGAACUACCUCUGCCCCAAUGUCAAAAGAGGUCAUAUGUCCGCUGAUGAAGAAGAACUCAUUAUCAGACUUCAUAAAUUGUUGGGGAAUAGGUGGUCGUUGAUUGCAGGCAGAAUGCCUGGACGAACAGAUAAUGAAAUCAAGAACUAUUGGAAUACACAUUUGAGCAAGAAAGUCUGCAGAAAAGAUCCCGUAUGCACCAAACAAGGCUAUAAACACCAUGUUGGUGCAGAUACACAUCUACAGAUCUCGUCUGAUCACAAUGAACAAGUGUGCAGUGAAACAGAAAGAGGAAGGACAGAUGUGGAUAAUAUUAUAGCCACAAAUGAACUCAUGGGUUCAGCAGAGUCCGAAGGCUAUUCUGUAUGCACUGUCAAAGAUCAGACCAGUUUUUCAUAUGAAGAAAUUGAGAGCUUUAUGGUGGAAACAGAUUGGGACAUACAAUGGAAUAUUUCUUCCAACUCGGGAAGUGCAAAUUACAAACAGUUUAAUGGAUAUGAUGAACCUCUAGUACAAGAUGCUUCAAUCGGUAUGGAGCAAAUCACAGAUGUAACCGAUGAUGCUAACCUAAUAUUUACUGCUUCUCUCCCGACAUAUCAUUUAAUAUGAUUUCAAGUGAACCAUGGUUCCCAUAUACUGCAGAAGGGAUUACAAACAAUUCCUCCCCACAAGCGGGAGGGAUUUGAACAGUUAAGUUUCAACCACUAUGGAGCGCGAAUCUAGCUAUCUAUGAGCUGGUGCUACUAGAGAAAUUUGAAGAGCUUGUUUUGUUUUGAGGGA
Messenger RNA from Cryptomeria japonica (Japanese cedar), 1123 nucleotides. Its product is annotated as transcription factor WER-like. Gene Ontology annotation, molecular function: transcription cis-regulatory region binding. The transcript is spliced from 3 exons. Gene Ontology annotation, biological process: cell differentiation. Lineage: Eukaryota; Viridiplantae; Streptophyta; Pinopsida; Cupressales; Cupressaceae. Bases 212 to 952 code for a protein of 246 amino acids. Gene Ontology annotation, cellular component: nucleus. The record is from RefSeq and is a predicted model, not a curated record.